AUGGGGUUCAUUGAAGCCCUGAAGGUUAGCCCUGAAGAUGAUGAUAAUGAUAAAGAUGACGAUAUCAAUGAUAAAGAUGAUAACAAUGAUAAAGAUGACGAUAACAAUAAUAAAGAUAACGAUAACAAUGAUAAAGAUGACGAUAACAAUAAUAAAGAUAACGAUAACAAUGAUAAAGAUGGUGAUAACAAUGAUAACGAUGAUAACAAUUAUAAAGAUGACGAUAACAAUAAUAAAGAUGACGAUAACAAUGAUAAAGAUGAAGAUAACAAUGAUAAAGAUGACGAUAAUAAUGAUAAAGAUGACGAUAACAAUGAUAAAGAUGACGAUAACAAUGAUAAAGAUGACGAUAAGGAUAAAGAUGACGAUAACAAUGACAAAGAUGACAAUAACAAUGAUAAAGAUGACGAUAACAAUGAUAAAGAUAGCGAUAUCAAUGAUAAAGAUGACGAUAACAAUGAUAAAGAUAACGAUAACAAUGAUAAAGACGACGAUAACAAUGAUAAAGAUGACGAUAUCAAUAAUAAAGAUGACGAUAUCAAUGAUAAAGAUGACGAUAUCAAUGAUAAAGAUGACGAUAACAAUGAUAACGAUGAUAACAAUGAUAAAGAUGAUAAGAAUGAUAAAGAUGACGAUAACAAUAAAGAUGACGAUAACAAUGAUAAAGAUGACGAUAACAAUGAUAAAGAUGACGAUAACAAUGAUAAAGAUGACGAUAACAAUGAUAAAGAUGAAGAUAACUGA
This is a messenger RNA of Procambarus clarkii (red swamp crayfish), 744 nucleotides long. The record is from RefSeq and is a predicted model, not a curated record. NCBI's taxonomy places the organism in Eukaryota, Metazoa, Arthropoda, Malacostraca, Decapoda, Cambaridae.